Messenger RNA from Monomorium pharaonis (pharaoh ant), 1624 nucleotides. Its product is annotated as odorant receptor 13a. The coding region runs from base 1 to 1173 and encodes 390 amino acids. NCBI's taxonomy places the organism in Eukaryota, Metazoa, Arthropoda, Insecta, Hymenoptera, Formicidae. The record is from RefSeq and is a predicted model, not a curated record. Gene Ontology annotation, molecular function: odorant binding; olfactory receptor activity. Gene Ontology annotation, cellular component: plasma membrane. Gene Ontology annotation, biological process: sensory perception of smell; detection of chemical stimulus involved in sensory perception of smell. The transcript is spliced from 5 exons.
AUGCUGCGCAACGAGCAUUACAAAGAGGACAUAAUCUACAUCACACGAUUGACACGACACGUACUAAGUCUACUCGGAGUUUGGCCAUCUUACAACAAAAGAAGAUCUAUUGGCGAAAAAGUUUGGAAGUACUUCUUGAUCUCGAUCUCUUAUAUUCUUCUCUACUCCGUCCUGAUUCCCGGUGGCUUCUUCUGGUUGAUUGAGAAGAGACCACGCGUCAGGGUCCAAACGAUCCCUCUGCUUUUCUACGGCAUCAUGGCCAGUGGUAAAUACGGCAAUCUGAUAUUCCGUGAGAAGAGUAUCACUCGCUGCUUGAGGCACAUCGAGGAAGAUUAUAGAGUCGUGUCUAGCAUGGAGGCGCGAGACAGGAUGAUCGAAUCUGCAAAGAUCGGAAGACGUUUAGUUACACUUUGCGCGGUCUUCAUGUACGGCAGCGGGCUCUCCUUCCGUUCGAUCCUACCGUUUGCCAAGGGAAAAAUCGUCACUGCGCAAAACAUCACGAUCAAACCUCUGCCUUGUCCGGCUUACUUCUUUUCCUUCGAUAUACAAGUCAGCCCCGCUUACGAACUAAUCUUUGCAAUGCAAUUUUUAUCGGGGAUAGUCACUUAUUCGAUUACGAUAGCUUUAUGUGGCCUCGCGGGAGUUUUCGUGAUGCACGCUUGCGGUCAAUUACAGAUCUUAGUGGAUCUGAUGAAAAAUCUCGUCGAGGAGCAAUGGCAAGAAAAACGGGAAGUGGACAAGAAGCUGGCGAAAAUGGUUGAACAUCAGAUAAGAAUUCGAAGUUUCUUGCAAAUGGUAGAACAUACUCUACAACAAGCGUGUUUAAUAGAAUUGAUGGGAUGUACGGCGAUAGAAUGGGAGAACAGUAAUUCGAUAGCCAUGUGCUCCUACGUCAUAACACUUACAUCCCUAAUGAUAAACAUGUUCAUGUUUUGUUAUACUGGUGAACAACUUAGCGUUCAGGCGGAGAGAGUAGCCAGUACAUCUUGCGAGCUCGAGUGGUAUCGUCUUCCGGAUAAGAAAGCGCGUGGGAUCGUACUGGUGAUAAUCAUGUCAAACAUGCCUACCAAAGUUACCGCUGGAAAAAUCAUGGAUCUAUCAUUCAAGACAUACGGUGAUGUCGUAAAGACAGCCGUGACGUAUUUUAACAUGCUGCUAAAUGUAGCCCGCUGAUGUUUCUGCUCUGUAUCUCUUUCUCAUCGGAAUUAUUCACAACUAUCGACACAUUAUAAUGGUAAUAUCGUAUCGUAUAUGCUCGUGAUAUACAUGUGUCAAAUACAGAAGUUUGGUGUGAUGUACAUAUACUCUUAUAUAUAUUCUUGAUUUAGGUAUACUCUUCUAUAUGUAGAAAUGUAUGUAAAAAUUUUUGUUUUUCAAUACAGCAAAAGUAUAAUGUUUACAUAAAACUUUCAUAAAAAACAAUUCAAUAAUUAAUUACAUUAUAUAAUUAUUAAUUUACUAUAUAUAAAUAUAUAUACAUAUAUACAAUCUACUCUAAUUUGCUUCAAAGUUAUUGUCAUUUAAAAAUCCAUUUUACACGAUUAAAAUCUUCGAAAUAUGGAAUACGAUAAAAUAUUAUAUGGAGGACAGUAAUGCUUAUUAUUUAAAUACACUAAUUUAAAUA